UUAAAACAGUCACUUUGACAAGUGAGAAUUUUAAAGAGUCAAAGAAUAUGAAAAAAUGAACUACUGAUUUGAAAGUAUAAUUUUGAGUGGUUGCUAGGAGACCACUUCCAAAACAUUCGAGCUGAAAGAUGUCGACUAGUUACUCUGCAAACCAGUAUGAAAGUGCCUUUAAGUCGCAAAAGCUCCAGAAUUGGACCAUCCCAAAACAUUUCAAAGAGAGACCAUCAGCUGCAGAAGGCCACACUACAUUUAUUGCCACAGACCGUGGCCACCUUCUACCUGGUGUGAGAACAAAGAGUGAAAGUGCAUGGCCAGCAUUCCAAGGCACAUGGGAUUUACCUCGGUAUAUCCCUCCUGCUUCCAUAAACCCCACUGCCCGUUCACCAGAGGGCCAGGAUCGCCUCAAGACCUGGGGGCAGAUGAAAUUUGCCACAAACCAGACUCAUGAGGCCUCUGGUGGCAGCCAGGCUACAAACAGAAGCAUUAACAAUGUGGAAAACAUAAAUGCGGACCAGCCUGCAGAAAAGUCAAAACUGCCAGUGAGUGACCCAGACCAAAAUGAACCAGAGAAGCCCAAAUCACAACACAGCCAAGACCAGUCUAGACCAACAAGCCAACAAGCUCAGUCUAACCCAGUAAACCUUCAUGAAAACCAAACCCAGUCUAGACCAGGAAGUCACCACAGCCAACAGGCUCCAUCCAGACCAGCCACUCAAGAGAGCCAAGCUAAGUUGAGACCACCAACCCAGAACAGCAGGCCAGCAUCUCGGCAGAAAUAACACCAUUUUUAAUCAGAUCCCCUGCAUGGGCAGUUAUAAAAGUUGUUCCCGUGAAAUGGCAUUACGUAAGUCUAACACUUCUUUGAAAAACACUUUUACUUUACAGAUAUUAUUAUUUUUGUGUUCCAUUUAUUUAUAACUGUGUUCUCUGUUUCUUGCAUACUAUAAUGUGUGUGUGUGUGUGUGUGUGUGUGUGUCAGAACACAUUAACUGAAUUGUUUCAAUGAAGCUAAAGCUGAUUAGUUUUACUAAAUGGCUUUUGUAAUGGAAUCUGCUUAGAUGAAAUACUGAAUGCAGGGUCAAGUAUUGCCAGAAAAUAAAUCAGAGUACCUUGAUAUCUGUAUUUUAAUAAUAUUCUUUAAAAAAAAAAAAAAAACAGCGCAAGAGAUUUUAAUUCGUUUUUGUUUAUUUGCUCAAUACAAUGACACACCUGUGGGCCCCCUAGGACACAACAUCAGCUUAAUUCACUAGUCAUCGGUUUAUGUUUUUGGUGCUUGGAAGCCAAUGAGUGAUUUUGUGAGCAGACACUGAAUGCUUGGGGAACUGAAGGUGAACCUGAAGGGAUAGUUCACACAACAAAAAGAAAUUCUGUCAUAAAUUACUCACCCUCACACCGUAUCAGACCUGACUUUCUUUUUCUGUUGGAACUGAAGAUACAGUAUUUUGAGAAGUGUCUCAUUGUUUUUUUUUUGUUUUUUUUUUUAAAUUGUCUAAACAAUAAAAGUCAGUAGUCUCCAAAUCUGUGCAGUUUCCAUUCUUCAAAAUAUCUGCUCUUGUGUUUUGCAGAAGAAAGAAAAGUCAUGCAGGUUUGGAGUGACAUGAGGGUAAAUGAUGACAGAAUUUACAUUUUUGGGUGAACUAUCCCUUCAAGAGUCCCUCUUAGUCAGUCAUGGGUCCUAAAGAUUAAGGCCCUACAUUUUUCCACUCUCUGUUGAGAACAUACAAUAAACAGCUGCAUGGUUGAAUCACAAUGGUACAAUGUUGUCAAUGUGUUUAUUCACAAGAUAACUGAUCAGCAGUAAUAUCUGUGGAAAACUUCAAUGCAGUUUCAGAGUCUCCGUUAUGUAUGUUUAUAUAACCAACAGUCAUCAUAGCCAAAAGAAUACACAUUCAAAUCAACAGUGUUUGACCAAAAAUGACAUGACAAAAAAUAAACGGACUUUAAAAUCUUA
Onychostoma macrolepis is the source of this 1951-nucleotide messenger RNA. It is a transcript of the gene cfap126, whose product is annotated as cilia and flagella associated protein 126. Gene Ontology annotation, cellular component: ciliary basal body. The record is from RefSeq and is a predicted model, not a curated record. The coding region runs from base 129 to 779 and encodes 216 amino acids. NCBI's taxonomy places the organism in Eukaryota, Metazoa, Chordata, Actinopteri, Cypriniformes, Cyprinidae. The transcript is spliced from 5 exons. Gene Ontology annotation, biological process: cilium organization.